Molecule: messenger RNA, 3080 nt
Organism: Diorhabda sublineata
Lineage: Eukaryota; Metazoa; Arthropoda; Insecta; Coleoptera; Chrysomelidae
Product: ATP-dependent DNA helicase pif1-like
Exons: 1
Coding region: 145-960 (271 amino acids)
Source: RefSeq, a predicted model, not a curated record
UUUCAAUUCUUAUUGAAAUUAUUAUUUAAACUCUAUAAUUUAAAUAUGUACAUGUCAGUAUUAUCACAUAAUUAUAAAACUUAAUUAGAAUGAUUUUCAAUUUUUUUUUCUCAGUGUGUUGAAACACUUCGAUUGACCAUAAAUAUGCGAGUACAAUUGCAAAAUGAUCCAUCAGCACAAAUAUUUUCCGAACAACUACUAGAUAUUGGGAACGGUAAAAUAGAACUGCAACCAAAUACGCAAUGCAUUAAACUACCAGACAAUUUUUGCACUGUUGUUCAGGAUAAAAAUGAAUUGAUUCAGAGUAUUUUCCCGGAUAUACAGAAUAAUUAUUUGAAUCAUGAAUGGCUCAGUCAACGGGCGAUUUUGGCAGCCAAAAACGUUGAUGUUGACGAAAUUAACUUCCAGAUACAACAGUUGUUACCAGGCGAUCUGAUGUCUUUUAAAUCAAUCGAUACUGUUGUUGAUGAAAAUGAAAGUGUAAAUUUUCCGAUUGAAUUUUUAAAUUCAUUAGAUAUACCUGGAAUGCCACCACAUAAUCUUCGAUUAAAGAUUGGUUCCCCUAUUAUUCUCCUCCGUAAUUUGAAUCCGCCUCAAUUAUGUAACGGUACGCGUUUGGUCAUCAAAAAGAUCACCGGUAACAUUCUUGAAGCAACCAUUUUGGCUGGGAAGUUUAAAGGAAAAGUGGUUUUGCUGCCACGUAUUCCGAUGAUACCAUCAGAUUCUACCAUACCCUUCAAAAGGCUACAGUUUCCAAUUCGUUUAGCUUUCGCCAUGUCUAUAAAUAAAUCUCAAGGUCAAACAAUGUCCAUUUGUGGUUUAGAUUUGGAAAAUCCAUGUUUUUCUCAGGGGCAACUAUAUGUUGCGUGUUCACGUGUUGGGAAACCGUCGUCGAAUCUAUUUGUGUUAGCUAAAGACAGGUUAACCAAAAACAUUGUGCAUCGAUUGGUGUUAAAUUAAAUUGAAAUUGAAAGUAUUUAUAAUUCAAAAAAAGAGACAUUAAUGUUUAAAAGUUUAAGACUGUCUGCCUUGCCUACCUCAUUCAUGAUGUUUAAGCGUCACAUGUUAUUUACUGUAUUAUACUGUAAUAUACUUAUUUGUUAUAAAAUUAAAUGGAAAUAAUAAAUCUGAUAAAUUUUUAUUUUGUAUUGAUUUCUGCUUAAUAUCAAGUGUAAGAACAUUUUAAUUAAUUGUGUUCAACGUACUUCCCCUUCAAAUCUCAAUCCAGUGAAUUUGUAUACCACCAUCAACAUUUUCGUCUUUGUUCGUAAAUAAUUUCAUUGUACUAAAGGGUUAUAGUAGUAGAAAGUCAAAUAAGGAGAUCACCAUUUUUUUUUUCAAAUACCAUCUGUGUAAAUAAGCAUAGUGGACUCCGUGUCUGAUGUUCUUUUAUCGUUCCUCUUAGAUUGUUUACUAUAAUGUAAUAUAACAAAAACUUCAGCCACAGCAACGCGUGGCCGGGUCAGCUAGUUAGUAAUAUAAAAUAGUUUCAGACAUUCCACAUACUUCUUAACAAAAAAAUCGUAAUAUCGAUAACAAAAAUUUGAAAUAGGAAGUUUUUGAAAAAAUUGUUUAUUGUUAUCAUCUCUAUGUGAUAUAAAGAACUAUGAGCAGAAACUUCAGCCUCAGACUGAAAUUAGUUUAAUAACUAAUAAUGUUCUCGAGAAAAAAAUUCAAAAAUAAUUUUAAGGUAAUAUCCAGGCAAAAGAAAAAAAUAUUAUUCCCAAAGAUCAGGGCCGAGCCGUGCCGGGGGUGCAUGGCACCCGGACGGCACUGACACGGGGCGGCAAAAGGCAAAAUAUCUCUAAAAAAAUAACAGAGCCCUAUCAUGCAAUAUUUAGUCGCAAAGCGUAAAGUGUCUUUCUUUGAUAGUUUCUUAUUAUUACAACAAUACCAAAAUAGUGAGUUGAGCGUUCGGGCGAAUCGGGCGGCGUAAGAAAGAUAAUAAAUAGGUAAUAAUAAAGAAUAAGCCGCUUGCCGCACAAAUGACAGAAUAUAUUAAUAGAUUACUUGAAUAAAGGGAUCGCGGCUUUUCUUUUGGCUUUUGACUCUUAGACUCUUUGCCGACUUUGAGAAUGUGGGAUUUUUUUAUUUUUCUAAUGCCGUGUUUUCGUGUUUAUCCAAGUUUGCGUAGCAUUUUUUUAACUUUUUUUAAUUUAAGUUGAUUAGUUGAAAACUAAAGAGCAAAGAGUAAAGAUUGCGAUAUUACGAAUUAGGAAAAGAGAUCAUUGUCUAAUUUGAUUUAUUUUUAUUCAGUGAUUGUGAACGGACUGAACGGUAGGUUUUAAUUAUUUUAUAUUAGACAAUUUGCCAAAAUUUUUAAUCAUAGUUCAAUUAUUUAGAUGUCUGAUGGUCGAAAGAAUCUUUCUGGUUCACAAUACCGAAAAAGGAAGUUAGAAAAAGAGAAAGACAAAAAACGAUUAGCUGGAUCAUUAAAAAAGUUUUUUGUGUCCAGGAGCAAUAAAGAACCACAACCUCCUUGUAGCCAAGACCCACUCACAUGUUCAAUAUUUGAUUUUGAUAUUUAGUGAAGAUAUUCUUAAGGUAAAUAAGAAAUUAUUAAAUGAUCCAGCUUGUUGGCCGCGGGUAUUAGCAGGUAAUAUUAGAAUGUCAAUUUUAGAUUUAGAACCAGUACAACUAAAAAUUUUUGUAUAUCCAGUAAAUUAUUCAAAUAGAUCUUUUAGCGCCACCUAUUUCGAAAAAGAAAAAAAAUUAACUUAUAAUGAAAAAGUUUUUUGUUUUUGUUUUUGUUGAAAAUUAUUUGAAGUAUCUGUCAAUAGUUUUAACGAUGAUAAUGGCUACAAUGACUGGCAACAAUUGUCUCGGAAUUUAGAAAGGCAUGAAACAAGUAAAGGCAUUGUGAGAGUGUUAGAAAAUGGGUUGCUUUGAAGAAAUCAAUUGAGAAAAGUUUUACUGUCGACUCUUUUAAUCAAAAUUUAAUUCAAAUGGUAAAUAAAAGAUGGACACUCGAAUACUUUUCAAAAAAGGUAACGGCAAUUUUUUUAAACUUAUGGAGACAAUGGCAAAAUUUGAUAACGUAAUGACCGAACAUAUUGAUAAGGUUCAAAAAGAUAGCAAAA